Molecule: messenger RNA, 894 nt
Organism: Mytilinidion resinicola
Lineage: Eukaryota; Fungi; Ascomycota; Dothideomycetes; Mytilinidiales; Mytilinidiaceae
Exons: 4
Coding region: 1-894 (297 amino acids)
Source: RefSeq, a predicted model, not a curated record
AUGAGGCUUCCACAAUCCGCAUAUCGAGACAACCCGCAUACCAUAUCAUUGACUGAGCCGCCGGGGCUCAAGCCCAGAGUCAUUGACACUCUGAGAGAGUUUGAGGAGAAAUUCAGCAUUAAUAUCUUACUUUUUGAUGCAAAGACUGCACAAGCGUAUCAAAACACCACCGUUGGUUCAAAGGAAUUCAAAAUUCAUCUACUAGAAAUGAUUGCAAUUGCUUGCCACAACAUCGCAGUGCUUAUCUACAAAGAAAUCAAGGGCAGUAAUAUCCCAACCGAGCGGAUAUGGUACCAACCGCCCCCUAUCAUAUCAUCACUUCCACCUCGUCUCGACGGCCGGCCUGACGAACCUGAAACAUUCCCACCGCGACUAGUCCUUCCAACGGACUUUUACCAUCCGUUCUACCAAGCGAUGGAGCAAUAUCCAGAAGGUGUAGCUGAUGUUGUGGGCUACCGGGCUGAAUUACGAAUUUUCGGUGGUGUUGUGGUAUUUGACAGGGGAGAAAGCGGGGACGAGUGUAAAGAAGCGCUCAUACACCCUGCAAAGCGGCGCAUGAUAUACCAGCUCCACGAUCACCAGAUUGACGAGUUUGUUAAAUUCGAAUCAGUUAAAAGAGAUGGCGACGUCAACCACUCCCUCAACCUUGAUUCCGUCAGGGCAGAUACAGCUGUGAGAGACGACGAGAUACUAGGGUCUCCUCUACCGUUUCAAAAUGAGCGCUACCAUAGAAGAGUAGACGAGCGGGAUGCCUUCAAUCAGCACAUCUUUAGGAAUAGGUAUGAGCGGAAGUGGGCGACUAGGGCGCCGUUGACUUAUCGGCGGAUGGGUGCUGAUGAGCCUGAGCUUGAGGAUGUGAUGGAGCGGUACCGGACUACUGGAAAAUUUGAGUGA